ACUCGCUUGUCUCCUUGUCUUGUCUUUUUUCGCAUCACUUAUUCAACCGUCUAAGAUAUGUCUCUCCAAGCUGUUUCCCGGUCCGUCAUGGCCGGCUCUGUCCGUCAAAUGGCCGGUUUCCGUGCUCCUUCUGCCUUGACCAGAAGUGCCUUUGCCUCGCUUAGAACCUAUGCUUCCUCCAAAUUCCCACCACAUACCGUCAUCAACAUGCCUGCCUUGUCUCCAACCAUGACCCAAGGUGGUAUCGUUCUGUGGGGUAAGCAAGCCGGUGAUGAAUUGACUCCAGGUGAACCAAUUGCCGAAAUCGAAACCGAUAAGGCUUCCAUGGAUUUGGAAUUCCAAGAAGAAGGUUUCAUGGCUAAGAUCUUGAUGGCUGAAGGUGCCAAGGACGUCCCAGUCGGUACCCCAAUUGCCGUCUACGUCGAAGAAAAGGGUGACGUUGACGCCUUUGCCGACUUCACCGCUGAAGACGCCGGUUCUCAAGCUGCUCCAGCCGCUCCAGCCAAGGAAGAAUCCAAGGAAGAAUCCAAGGAAGAAGCCAAGGAAGAAGCCGCUCCAGCCAAGAAGGACUCUUCCUCCUCCUCCUCCUCCGCUCCAAAGACCAAGACCGACAGAAUCUUUGCCUCUCCUCUUGCCAAGACCAUUGCCCUCAACCAAGGCAUUGCCCUCAAGAACAUCAAGGGUUCCGGUCCAAACGGUAGAAUUGUUGCCAAGGACGUUGAAAACUACAAGCCAGAAGCCGCCUCUUCCGGUGCUGCUGCUACCGCCGGUUCCGCCGCCCCAGCUGCUGCCACCUUCACUGAUGCUCCUAUCUCUUCCAUGAGAAAGACCAUUGCUUCUAGACUUCUUCAAUCCACUCAACAAUCUCCAUCUUACAUUGUUCAAUCCCAAAUCUCCGUCUCCAAGCUUUUGAAGCUCCGUCAAUCCUUGAACGCCCUGGCCGAAGACAGAUACAGACUUUCCGUCAACGAUCUUUUGAUCAAGGCUGUUGCUCUUGCCUCCUUGAGAGUCCCAGAAGUCAACUCUGCCUGGUUGGGUGACCAAGGUGUCAUCAGAACCUACUCCACCGUCGACGUUUCCGUUGCCGUUGCCACCCCAACCGGUCUCAUCACCCCAAUCGUCAAGAACGCCCACACCAAGGGUUUGGCUGCCAUCUCCACCGAAAUCAAGGACUUGGGUAAGCGUGCCAAGAUCGGCAAGUUGAACCCAGAAGAAUACCAAGGUGGUACCAUCACCAUCUCCAACUUGGGUAUGAACCACGCCGUCACCUCCUUCACCUCCAUCAUCAACCCUCCACAAAGUGCCAUUGUUGCCAUUGGUACCGUUGAAAAGCGUGCCGUUCCUCUGGCCGUCAACGAACAAGGCUUUGUCUUUGAUGAUGUCAUUACCAUCACCGGUACCUUUGACCACAGAACCGUCGACGGUGCUCUCGGUGGUGAAUGGAUCAAGGCGUUGAAGAAGAUUGUUGAAAACCCAUUGGAAAUGUUGGUUUAAAUAACCACUGAAUAAUAUACGGGCAGCAAAGACGUCCGAAGGGUAUAAAAUAAAUAGAAAUGAAACGCAUGUGUACGUACCU
Molecule: messenger RNA, 1576 nt
Organism: [Candida] anglica
Lineage: Eukaryota; Fungi; Ascomycota; Pichiomycetes; Serinales; Debaryomycetaceae
Source: the annotation of a GenBank genome assembly